GCAGCAGCGCGGAGAUCAACGGAGGCUGCUUGAGAGACCGGGCUGGGCGGUUGCUCCGCUGCUUAUUGGGUCCAUCGCAAGCAGGAACGCCCGACUGAUAUUCCCGUCGCCAAAUCAAGGAUCUCCAACAAGCUGGAAAUAUAACCAUUAACUGGUGCUACCCAAGGAUUGUAUGCAAAAUUCUGGUAUUUGGAAGAAGCUUGAGUGGAGGAAUAUAAGAAGAUUACAUUUGACAGUGAUAAGAAAAAAGGCAGCAAAUUUCAGCCUUUCAAAAAGUUGUUUGGAAGGAGAAAAAAACGGGAGACCACCCCAGAUCGUGAGGCCACCAAGUUGAAAGCAAGCAGUUCCUUUGGAAAUGUCUGUAAUGGUGCACUGUCUUCUGAUGAAGAGACCAAUAAUGGCUUGAGGUCUUCCAGUUAUAGCAUGGGAACACGGGCCUUUUCCCAUGACAGUAUUUUUAUGCCUGAUGGGCGAGCAGAGAGUGAAGAGUCGAUUCAAGCAAUGUCACAAGAUAAUCUCGUUGGCAAAGUCAAAACUCUUCAGCAACAGUUGGCCAAGAAUAUUAAAUUUGGCCAACCCUCACAAAUGACAGUAUCUGUGAAGGCAACUGGGGAGGCUAGUGCAAGUUUGGAAGCAGAUGUGUUGCUGAAUAACACCAUGGAGACAGUGAUGCCACCAGAUGUGGUCCUUCCAGAGAACCACCAUAAAUCAGCUGGGAUGCCAGAUUCCUUAAGUCCUGCAAGGCUGGGUGAAACAAGUCAUGAAAUAGAUGAGAAGGUGACGCCUGUCAAAGUGUCAUCUCGGCCAAAAAGACAUCACUCCCCUUCUGGAACCAUUGAAACUGUCAACCUUGAUGCCAUCCCUCUGGCCACAGCUUGUCUGGACAAUAGUGCAGCAAAACACAAACUCUCGGUCAGGCCAAAGAAUCAGAGGGUGUCCAAAAAGCACAGAUUGUCGAAGGAGGUACAAAGUGUAAUAGCAACUGAAUUUGGACAAGAAAUCCUAGAAUCACAGGGCAGUGAAGAUAAAAUCUCAAAAGAUGAUAGCUAUCAUGGACCAGACAUAUUAAUCCAGCAUAGAGAAGUCCAGGAACAUAAAACUGAAGGAAAACGAAAACAAGAUCACUGGAUAAAUCUUGAGACAGGGAAGAAGGAACAAAUGGCUGAAGCAAAAUUUAAAAGCCAUAUGGAACACAAAAGACUUCAAGAAUUUGAGGGAAGCCAAGGAGAACAAGUAGGAAAAAAACUGAAGCUUCAGGAAGAGCACCUUCAUCAAUUGGAAGAGAGAAAAGAUCAAGAUCAUCAAGUAAAAGGGCAAAAAGAACAAGAAAACCAGGGAAGGAGUGAAGAAGGGACUGAAAAAUUACAGGCACAAAUGCAAGAAAAAUCUCAGGAACUAGAAGAAAGAAAGCAAAGGAAUCAAGAACAGACACAACAUGGACUGGAGGCACAAAGACAGCAGGAAGAGCAGAAACCAUGUGAAAUGGACAUGCAACGACAGCGGGAGAAAAAGAAGAAACAACAAGAACUAGAGGCACAAUGGCAGCAGGAGGAAGUAAAGAGAAAAUGUGAACUGGAGGUCCAAAGACAACAGCAGGAAGAUCAGAAAAGACAUGGACUGGAACUACAAAGACAGCAGGAGGAGGCAAAGAGACAACAUGAACUGGAACUACAAAGACAGCAGGAGCAGGCAAAGCAACAACAUGAACUGGAGGUCCAAAGACAGCAGGAGGAAGCAAGGAGACAACAUGAACUGGAACUACAAAGACAGCGGGAGGCAGAACAAAAGAGACAACGUGAACUGGAGGUCCAAAGACAGCAGGAAGAAGCAAAGAGACAAUGCGAACUGGAGCUGCAAAGACAGCAGGAGGAAGAACAAAAGAGACAACAUGAACUGGAGGUCCAAAGACAGCAGGAAGAAGCAAGGAGACAACGUGAACUGGAGGUCCAAAGACAGCAGGAAGAAGCAAGGAGACAACGUGAACUGGAACUGAAAAGACAGUGGGAGGAAGAACAAAAGAGACAACGUGAACUGGAGGUCCAGAGACAGCAGGAGGCAGAACAAAAGAGACAACAUGAACUGGAGGUCCAAAGACAGCAGGAAGAAGCAAGGAGACAACAUGAACUGGAACUGCAAAGACAGCGGGAGGCAGAACAAAAGAAACAACGUGAACUGGAGGUCCGACGAAAGCAGGAAGAAACAAGGAGACAACGUGAACUGGAACUGCAAAGACAGCGGGAGGAAGAACAACAGAGACAAUAUGAACUGGAGGUCCAAAAACAGCAGGAAGAAGCAAGGAGACAACAUGAACUGGAGUGGGAGGAAGAACAAAAGAGACAAUAUGAACUGGAGGUCCAAAAACAGCAGGAGGAAGAAUGGAAGCGACAUGAACAGGAGGCACAAAGGCAGCAGGAGGAAAAGAAGAGACAAUGUGAGCAAGAAGAACAAAGGCAUAAAGAAUGUGAGGUACCAAAACAGCAGAAAGUCAAAGAUGAAAAAGAAGAAAAGAGACAUCAAGAAACAGAAGGGAAUGACAAUCUGAUUCAGCAAGGUUGGAAGGAUAAAAAGCAAGAACCAGAGAGGCAAAAGGUGCAGGAAGAAAAAUUAAGCCAUGAGAAUUUGGAAAAGCAGAAGAUGAAAGAACUUAAAAUGGGGCAAACUGAUGAGUCUGAAAAGCUGUCUGAACUGAACCAACAACCACUGCCAGAGCAAAAAAGAGAAAUAGGGCGGAGACAGAAAGAAGGAGAAAAUGGCAAAAAUCUAGAUGAUAGAGACAAACUGCAAGAGAAGGGAACAGCUAUGAAACUAAAGGGAGCAGAAGAGCAACAGCAGAAUCUGGAUGCAAAACAACUGAGUACAAAUGAACAAAAGCAGCAAAAAAUGGCAAGAUCAGUUGGAUCAACAGAACAUAGAAAAUUGGAACCAGCAGAAGUAGAGCAUUUGUGGGCUGAAAAGGAGGUACAAGAGGAAGAAUCUGUACAAAGGACAGAGGGACUACAUUUGGAAGGACAGAAAGUCCUCUGUUUAGAAGAACUGAGGCCAUUGGAAAAUCCAAAAGAAGAAGAGAAAUCCCACCAGUCACACAUGAAUAUAAAUAAGUACUCGGAAGAUGAAAAUUUGGAAAUUAUUGAAAAAGAGCUACCACUUAAAGAAGAGCCAAGACAGCAAUGGAGAACUCAGCCAGGCAAAGAGCAGAAAGAUGAAGGAAGUCUACGAGUCAAUCAGGGGAUGAACAUUGAAGUUGGGGAGCAGGAAAGAGUUCUUGGUGAAGAACUACGUUGGCAGGAAGUUGAUGCCCGGCAAACAAUGUCCAGGGGCUUCACCUUUCAAGUGUCUUCAGGAGAAAAAGAAAUUAUAUUUCCAAAAGUGAAUUUAAGCCCAGUUACACCUACUAAAGAGGCACCACUUCCUUCUGCCACAAAAGAAUUUAAAGAUCCUAAAUCUGGUAGAGGUUCUAAUACUCUUCCAACCUCUUUGUGUGUCCCGCAUACAGCAAUCUUGGUCACUGGAGCACAACUCUGUGGCACUGCAGUAAAUCUCAACCAGAUAAAAGAUACAGCCUGUAAAUCUUUACUUGGUUUAACAGAAGAAAAGAAAGCAAUGGAUGUGCCUCAACCCGAAAGCAUCCAGAAACCUGUUGAUGGCAGGCUGAAUAGCACUAAAGUGAAGCAUGUUCAAGACUCAGUGGAUAACCAAGCCAUCCUGGCUGAGUGGGCUUCAAUUCGGUCCAAAAUCUUAAAAGGUGCAGAAAAUGAGAAAGACAAUGGAAGUCUUAAUAGGCAUAGCGAUGAUUGGACAACUAAAGGUCGAAGUACUUCCCAUGGUAACUUACGAAAGACUUUGUCUGCAAAUGCAAAGUUUUCUAUAACUCCUGCAUGGCAGAAGUUUUCAGAAAUCUCAAAAACCAACAUAGCUGCAGAGAAUAAAACUGCUACUGAAGUGGAAAAUGCAGUAAUGCAGUUGAGUCCAUCCACUCUGGAUGCAAACAAUGAGGCAGUCCAAACAGAGGCACCGGUUGGUACAAAGAAAGUAGGAACUUCACCAGGGAAAAUCAGAGGGCCACAGGAAGUAGCAGGUAAUACUGAGGGAUGUAAGUUUGCUAAAGAUCUCCCAUCUUUUCUUGUCCCAAGUCUUCCAUAUUCUCCAAAUAAAGAAAUCAUCCCAUCAGAAACUUCGUCAACAAUGGAAGCUCCACAAAAUAUUGGUUCAAAGAAAUUGGACCGAGCUUCACCAAGUGGGGAAGAAAACGUGUCCCCCUUUGGAGUGAAAUUAAGGAGGACCAACUACUCCUUGCGUUUUCACUAUGACCAGCAAGCAGAACAAAAGAAGAAGAAAAGAUACAGUGCAGGAGAUAGUUUUGAUGGCUUGCCAACUCCACUGGUCACCCCAGACAAUGAACAAGAUGCAAAACCUUUAUUUUUAAAAGACAGCAAAUCUCUUAGUCAAGAGAGAAAGGAUGCGAGGCUUAAUUCUGGUAAUACCACAUUAACUAUUAUUAGUCACAAUUACACCAUAGUUGCUCCUGUAUCAUCUCCUACUGGUCAUAUGUCUGUGCCUGGUCAAGAAAAGUCUGUUUCUAAAUCACCACUUCCACCAAAACCUGCACUGGCUCCAAAGCCCAUCAGCCAAACACCGCCUCCAUCUCCUCUCUCAAAACCCCGCAGAUCUCACUUCACUGAACCCUUCGGGAAAAGGGUGUCUAAAGUGGAACCUGAGACCAGCUGGGGAAAAAGUGAAGAUAAAGGGAAAGGCUUUCACCUUUCCCAAGCACCCAGUGAAAGCAAGAAUGAGGAGGAAGAAUCUAGAGAGAAGAAAUCAUUUUUUCCAUCCAUCACCAUGCCCUGGAGAGAGAAAGCAGAGAAAAAGCCAGAAUCACUGAAAAAAGAAAGGCCAGUUCUUCAGAGUAGGCAUUCCAUUGAUGGUUCAAAACUCAUGGAGAAAGGGGAAACUGCGCAGCCUCUCUGGAUCACUUUGGCACUACAAAAACAGAAGGGCUUUCGGGAGCAGCAAGCAACGCGUGAGGAAAGGAGGCAAGCCAGAGAGGCCAAACAGGCUGAGAAACUGGCUAAAGAAAAUGCCAGCAUAAACAACCAGGCAGAUAAUAAAAGCAAUAAUAUGAACAGGUCAAACAUACUGCAAAAGUCCACUACCCCAGAAGAAGAGAAAAAGGUUGAGACAGCUACAUCAAGAUUCGAACAUAGAGAACAGCUCAAAAAAUCUAACACCCUGCCUUCAUCUGUCACAGUGGAGAUCACCGAUUCUGUUUCAUCGCCCCCCCUGGCUAAGGAGGUCGCCAAGAGAUUCUCCACACCAGACGCGAACCCCGUUUCAACCGAACCUGCUUGGCUGGCCUUGGCGAAGAGAAAAGCCAAAGCGUGGAGCGACUGUCCUCAGAUCAUUAAGUAAACAAUGCUAGCCCUUGAGCUUUUCUCGUGUGGGACAGGCAUCUCCUUUUUAUUAGCAUUCUCAAAUGGCAAAACGCUCCUGAACACAUUUAAGCGCAUCCUCU
Molecule: messenger RNA, 5509 nt
Organism: Candoia aspera
Lineage: Eukaryota; Metazoa; Chordata; Lepidosauria; Squamata; Candoiidae
Gene: CRACD
Product: capping protein inhibiting regulator of actin dynamics
Exons: 11
Coding region: 424-5406 (1660 amino acids)
Biological process (GO): maintenance of gastrointestinal epithelium; negative regulation of barbed-end actin filament capping
Source: RefSeq, a predicted model, not a curated record